CGGAACAUAUGACUUUGUGCGUCGUAUCUCGGACAGAAGGAGAGAGAGGUUGCCUGGCAUUUAAAUCGACUCGACGUCGACGCCUGUGAAUACCGACGUGCCGGCCGAACUGUUAUAUAAAGAUCGCCGGCUUACACUCGGAGCCGUCGAACAAUACACUUGGACGAUCGCUCGCCAAAGACGCAGGCACCGCGAGAACUUGAACAAACACGUCUGCUUGAUCGACCAAAUGAACGGCCCGCACGCGCGCGCGCGCGUCUGGUGAUUACCGAGGAUAAAGAUAAAGAAACUGCGCGGAGAUGCUGACAAAGUGCAAACAAGAGCGAACGAAGCAGAGCCGCGAAGCUAAUUAUUAAGCGCGCAUCCCGGGGCAAACUAUAAUCGGCGAUACCGGGCUUGAAAAAUCGCCUUAUCGCAAUCGCGCCGUCGGCGUCGCGGCGGUUGUAUAUCACGCAGUAACUACGAUCUACCGAUUCAGCCGAAGAGCCGGCGACAUUGACUGUGACUGCCGCAUCGAGGGGACGCGAGAUAUCGCGUCCGACGACGAUUCCGCUCCGCUUCGUAGCUGCUUCUCGCCGGGCCGCCGCGCCGCGAGCGGCUCGAUCGAGUCGAAUCGCGAGACGACGCCACUUGGCCUAUCAUCGCGCUGAACCGGCGCGGCGCGGCGCGGCGCGGCGCUACAAUGUAUUCUCGCGGCUUCGGCGCGCCUCAGAGACACUAUUAUCUCCCGAUAAAACCGGCGCGCGGCACUCUCGCUGCGCAGCCGACGGGAUGACAGAUUUAUGGGAAAGCCGCGAGGGACUCUCAUUCCGGAAAGAAGCCGGAGGAGGAGAUGACAUUAUCAGGCCGAAGUCAGCCGCCAGCUUCCGCGAGCGCGUCGACCGGGAACGUGCGAUUGGAGCGUAAAGGGGAGCCGAAAUCGGCCGAUGCCCGACGUCGACAACUGGCGACAGCCGCGGUCAUUCACGGCGCGUUUAGGCCGCUCCAGGCCGCGGAUGAAUCGGAUUGAAAAGCGCUGUCGGGAGUGCUGGAGUGCUGCGAUCACCGCGGACGUCGCGCGCUCCCAUGAGACACCUACGGCACGCUGAUAACCGGACGACCUGAUCGAUAGAAUGGCACGUGACGAGGCGGACCGCGGCUGGGCAUGGGCCAUCGUCAUCGGCGUGACGGUUAUCAACCUAUCCGUGCUGCCGGUGCAACAAUGCUUCGGCCUCAUCUUCGCGGAACGCUUCGCGAGCCUCGACAUCACCGCGACCCAGACGAGUCUGAUCCUUCACCUCAACGGGACCAUCACCUGCAGCCUGGGCCUGAUUAGCGGCCCGAUGAUGAAGAGAUUCGCCUUUCGCAAGGUUGCGUAUUUCGGCAGUCUCACGGUCGUCCUUGGGAUCUGCGCCGCCGCUUUCGCUAUGUCUCUUCCGACUCUCAUUGUCACUUACUGCAUCAUCAUCGGUGUCGGCCAAGGUAUCAUCUUUCCGGCGACCAGUCUAGCAAUGAACACGUAUUUCCGCAGGAAACGCAACAUAGCCAUGGGUUUCUCCGUCACGAUGACCGGUUUAGGUCCAAUCCUAAUGCCGCUCCUGAUAGACAUCCUUCUGGAAAAUUAUGCCACAACCGGCACUCUCCUGAUCCUCGCCGGUAUCGCCACGCAUUCUGUCGUGGGCGCGUCGCUAUUGAAGCCGUUCGAGGAGAUUGAAAAGCAAGUGAUCUCGACGAACAAAGCUGCGGAAGUGUCGGAAAAGCUGAAUGGCGCAAGAAUAGAAGCCACGAGCGAUGACAACGAAACGCAACCCCUGAAGAGCAGCGUUCAAUGUCGGUUGAUAAACGAGGACAGCGUCCCGGAGGAGAGGAGACAGUCGGGCUGUCCUUUGGAGAACGGUAAAGCGGAAGAAAGAAGCGCUCUGAGGAUUGAACCGAAAGAAAGCGCAUCGGUUCUCCGAAAGAUCGCCAGGAACUUGGAUCUCGACCUGCUGCGCGACAAUCGUUACUUGGCGAUAGUGUUAGGAAUGGGCAUCUCGCUGGUAGCUGAGGCGAACUUCAACGCGAUGAUACCUUUCGUUCUGGCCGAACUGGCGAGCCUCGAUCGCACGUCGAUCGCCACGGUGAUGUCGAUCCAAGCCGCCGCGGAUAUCGCCGGCCGCCUCUGCGUGCCGCUCUUGGCGCAGAAAGCCGGCUGGACGUGCAGAAACCUCUAUAUGGUAUCCCUGCUGGGUUCGACCCUCGGAAGGACUAUCCUCUCCACCUGGGGGACCUCCUACAUCGUCGUGAUCGCAGUAUCGCUGAUCGUCGGGCUGGCGAAGGGGACCAAAGCUGUCUUCCAAGCUUUAAUUAUACCCGAUUACGUGCCACUGGAGAGACUGCCGUCCGCAUCCGGUAUCCAGAUGGUCUGCAACGGCAUCCUGUCUAUCAGCGUGGGACCUAUUAUCGGUGUGGUGCACGACGUAAGGAACAGUUACGUGGGCGCGCUUUACUUCACGUCGCUCCUCAGCAUGUCGUGCGUCUUCCUGUGGUUGAUUAUGUCUUCAGUGCUCACUCCCGAAAUGUCCACCAAAGUACCGCCGAACGGAGGCUGGGGAUGGAUAAUCGUCAUGGCUUAUGUGUUGAACAGUUUAUCGACCAUCCCGGUGAUACAGACGUUCGGCUUGGUGUUCAAGGACUCCUUCACCAAGCUCAAUCUCACCGCGACUAACACGGCGGUCAUAAUCAACGUGAACUUCGCAUUCGGUAUGAUAUUCGGUUUGUUCAACGGGCCGCUCCUCAAGACCUAUGGCUACAGGAAGGUGUCAGUGAUCGGAAGCGUACUGUUCACGCUCGGACUGAUAUUGACGACGUUUGCCAACAACCUUACCUUCAUCAUCAUCUCUUACGGCCUGCUGACCUCUGUCGGCUUAGGAAUGUCGAUGUCCGGAUUUUCCCUGGCGGUGAAUACCUACUUCACCACGAGACGGACACGGGCCAUGGGCCUGGCCGUGACUGUCACGGGCCUCGGGCCGAUCAUCAUGCCGCAAGUGACGUCCUUUCUGCUGUCGUUUUACGGCAUUCAGGGGACGAUCUUGUUGCUCGGCGGUUACAGUCUACACUCAUUGGUGGGCGCUGCGUUAUUACACCCGCUUAAGUGGCACAUGAAAACUGUGCCUCUCUGCCUAGAAUCGGUCGCUAAAGCGCCCGACAUUUUCAACAAUGCCGAAAAAGACACGUCAAGCGUUAUCGCGGAGGACGAGACGGCGCUGCAAUCUUCCAGACCGACGGCAAACAAUUAUCAAAGGAAGAGAAAAAUGUCGACCAUCGAUCACGAUAGCGAGGUCGGAAGCAUCUACGGGUUCGAUACGCCUCUACCUCGUCAGACUUCCGUAGAGGCUAGGAUAAACGCCUCGUACGAAGCGAAUUACGAUAUCGAAAUGUCGAUAUUAAACGGGACGUCGACGACGAAUUUGCAAGACAGCCGCAAAUACCUGAGGCAUCCAUGGUCGAAUUCGACGAAAAGUAUAAACAGCGUCAAUCUCGGCAGCAGCAUGAAGAUCUUCGAGGAGUCUGUGCCGAUAACAAAAAAACUGACCUUCAUCGACGGCAACGAGGCGAAUGGAAAUUGUCAGAACGUGGAGAAAGAAUCGCUGGUUGAGAAAAAGGCCGUCAACUCUUCGACCGUAGUGAAUGGCGACGACGACGACGACGACAACGAGGAAAAUGAGUCCAUCGUCAGGCGAUUUCUGCGAUGGUUGGCUGCCAUGUACGAUCUCGAUCUGCUGCGCGACUCAACCUACGUGAACAUGAUGUUGGGGAUGUCGGUGGCGAUUUUCGCGGAGGCCAACUUCUCACUACUGACGCCGUUCAUUCUGGCCGACAUGAACAUGACGACGGCAGAAAUUGCCAGCGCCAUGAGCCUCAUCGCGACGAGCGAUCUUAUUAGCAGAGGCGCCGCUCCCUUCCUGGGGGAGUGGCUGCGUCAGUCGGCUAGGAUGAUGUACCUGCUGAGCCUGUGCCUUCUGAUAAUUAGCCGAACCUUGCUGCUCUUCGCCAACAGCAUUACCUCGGUGAUGAUCGUGGCGGUCGGUCUGGGAAUAGCCAAAGGGAUCCGAUCGGUUUACAUGGUCCUGGUGAUCCCCAGUUACGUGCCCAUCGAGAAAUUACCUAGCGCCUCGGCGAUCCAGAUGCUGACCAACGGGAUCAUCCUCACAUGCGUCGGCCCCGUAAUCGGUUUGAUACGAGACAGCGUCGGCAGCUACACCCCCUGCAUCAUUCUCAUCAACUCUGUGACCGGCGUCACGGUGAUUAUGUGGCUGACGGAGAUGGUCAUUCGGAUGAGGCGAACACGCUGGACAGCGAAGUCGUCCGAUUCCAUGACUUCGUAGUAACACACCGAAUAAUAGUACGCCUCUGUAAAUAAAUUAUUCGCGACUACACACACACACACACACACACACACACCACUUGUCGUCGUGUAAGAGAGCGCGGCUGUGAGUCAACUUGAAAAGCGCGGAGGAAGAGUCACAAGAACUCAACGUACGCGAUUCUCUCGACUUCACGUGCGAAGCGUGAAAGGAAAUUAAAAGUCCCUACGCGUCUGUUAUGUUAGACGGCGCGUUAGAACUUCUCCCCCGCGCGCGGGGGCUACGCUCGCAAUUAAGGCCGUGUCCUUGUUCGAUAUCAUUUACCGCAAAAGUGGCUCUAAUUACAGCGCCUCGGCCGCCUCGGCGACAUUGUCGGCGGCUGGAGUGUUCGAGACGAACAGCCACGAUACACACUGUACAGACAAUGGAACGCCUUUUCCCACCUCCUUCCGGCGGCAGUUCUCACGUCUCUCGCCGCGACGGGCAACGUGCGAUCUCCUCUUCAAGAGACCCGGAAAGGAAGUUCGAAGGUCAAUGAAAUGUAGAUAGUGUUGCAUCGAGCCGGCCGAUCUAUUCAGCGCUGUUACACAUUCAUCUGGCUCUCGCACCGGCUUCUCGCUCAUUAAAUCUCCAUGAUCUCUAUCGCAGCGCGAUAUCACUCGAUUUUCCCCUGACGCGGGAAGUGAAGCGUACACAGAGAAAAAUAUCGUUCUACUGCUGAGGAAAGCGAUUACUCGCGAGGAAACAUAGGGAAGUUCAAAAGAUUCUGAAACUUUGUGUGAAAGUAAAGUAGUUUAUCCGUAAUGCAAAACUAUUUUUUGUUCGCGCGGAAUUCCAGUCUAAGGGGAUGAAACCACCUUUCGAGCAAGAAAAUCAUUUUCAUUUCUAGCGUAUAUCUUUUAAAAUACGAGGCAUAUGUGCAAACAUGGUUUAUAUAAAAGUUAUAGGGUAUUUUAUACUCUUUGCAACUGCGUGUAUUCAGAUUUCGCAAAAUUUAAACAUUUUUUAAAUCCCCUCGGCCCUCCACCAAUUUUGCAAACUCUGAAUACACAGCUGCAAAGAGUAUGAUAUACACUACAACUUUCACACAAACCAUUCUUCCUCUUUAGAGAAUAUCAUGAAACUUGUAAUCUCUGUAGGAAGUAAACUGAAGGAUUGCUUGAA
This is a messenger RNA of Harpegnathos saltator (Jerdon's jumping ant), 5489 nucleotides long. RefSeq lists its product as uncharacterized. The transcript has 18 exons. Lineage: Eukaryota; Metazoa; Arthropoda; Insecta; Hymenoptera; Formicidae. Gene Ontology annotation, molecular function: monocarboxylic acid transmembrane transporter activity. Bases 1113 to 4346 code for a protein of 1077 amino acids. The record is from RefSeq and is a predicted model, not a curated record. Gene Ontology annotation, biological process: transmembrane transport; monocarboxylic acid transport.